Molecule: messenger RNA, 1593 nt
Organism: Osmia bicornis bicornis
Lineage: Eukaryota; Metazoa; Arthropoda; Insecta; Hymenoptera; Megachilidae
Gene: shu
Product: inactive peptidyl-prolyl cis-trans isomerase FKBP6
Exons: 6
Coding region: 53-1396 (447 amino acids)
Molecular function (GO): protein binding; peptidyl-prolyl cis-trans isomerase activity
Source: RefSeq, a predicted model, not a curated record
UAAGAUUAACGUUUGAAAAUUAAGUUUAUGAUUUCUGUAAACUAUCGUUAAAAUGACAAAGUUUAUAAACGCAUCGCAGGGAUUUAGUCUCAAGGAUUUAACCCAAAAAGAUGGUUUUGCUUUUGAAAUCGGUGACGAUUUUGAAAACCUCGACGAAGAGGAAUUUUGUUAUUCUUCGGAUCUGCCGUUGAGUAACGAAGAAGCAUUAAAUCUUCUAAAUAUGGAUGACUUCCAGGAUGAAGAAGACUAUGAUAAUAAUCGCACUACGGAAAAUUCAAUUUCAAUUUGUGGUUUAAGUUUUGAAAAAUUAAAGGCUAAAAUGACCAACGUUACUAAAGAUGGCAAAGUUAUGAAAUUAAUAAAACAGAAGGGAGUUGGAGGAAUUAUACCUUAUGAUGCUCAAGUUACUAUAAAAUAUAUUGCUCACUUUGAAUAUAGUGAUGAACCAUUUGAUUCUAGUUUUGCCCGUGGAGGUGCAGAAACUUUUUGUCUUAAUCAAGGUGCAUUGAUACCAGGUUUAGAAAUUGGUUUAUUAUCAAUGCAGAAACAUGAAAUAGCUAUAUUCAUUGUGCAUCCUGAUUUGGCAUAUGGAAAAUGUGGUUGUGCCCCACGUAUUCCUCCAAAUGAACAUAUUUUGUAUGUUGUACAUGUAAUUGAUUAUUUGGACAGUGGAUGUAUUGAAUCUUACAAAAGCUUGUCUAUAGAAGAGCAAAAGUUAUUUGCAAAUAUUGUCAAGAGAGUACAGGCUAAAUUUAAUACUGCCAAAGAUUGCUUUAAAAAGAAUAAGAUUAAGCAGGCAAUAAGAGAAUACUCAAGAGGAGUUCAGUGGUUAGAACAAGCAGCAUUAAAAGAUCAGGAGGAAGAAGAUGUAGCGAACAAACUGCUUUCAAGAGGCUAUAAUAAUCUUGCAGUUUGUUACAAUUUAGUAAAUAUGCCACGUCGCGUGUGUAAUUCGUGCAAUAGAAUACCUAUUCCAACAUCUAAGACUCAUUUCAAUUAUGGUAGAGCAUUAUUGAAAAUGGGAGAGUAUGAUAGGGCAAUGGAAAAGUUACAAAUUGCUUUACAAAUGGAACCAAAGAAUGAAGAGAUUAUUAAAGAAAUCAGACUGGCAAAUGAAAAGCAAAGAAAGUAUUUGGAAAUGGAGAAACAACUUUGGUCAAAGUGUUUGAAGAAUGAAGACAAACCGAAGAAAGAAUCCGCAUUUGAAAAGGCUGCGCAUGAUAUAUGCGAAGCAUUUGUUCAAGAUAGUGAACUUUUAAGACAACCACUUCCCGAAUCGUUAACACCAGACGAGGAUAAAUGUAUACGCCAACAAGCAGCUGCUUUCGGUUUGGUAGUUACUACACACCAAAGAUAUGGUAGAGAAGUAACAUACCUCAACAAAUUUAAUUACUAAAGUAACUUGUGUGUGUGUUAUAAACUGCAAGAAAUUUUUUUUAUUUUUGUGCUGAAGAACGUCUGAAUUUCAGAAAUUUAAUAUGAUUUAAGCACAUUUUAUUAGUGAUACAUACUACUUUAAUUCUUUUUCUACACUUAUAGUUAAUCAUACAUAUAGCAGAUAUGAAAUUAAUAAAAGAGAUAUCAAAGUGAUAA